CUGUGCUGCUGCUAGUGAUCCACAUCAGACAGAAAAGAGCAGAGACAGUUGGAGACUGAAGGACAUCAACAUCCGUGCAAGCACCUCGGAGGACAAACAUUAUCAGCGCUCCACAGCAUCAACAUACAAAGUUGGCAUGGAAAAUGAGACUGUGGAACAAGUAAGCAUCCCCGUAGAGGAGGCCAUAAUGCAUAAUGGAGGUGGCCAGCCUAUAGCCCUUUCUCAUCCUCAGCAGGAGGCAGCCAUCUUGACCAACUUGAAGAAGUUCGAGAACCACAUUAGUGAACCACACUGCUUUUCCCACCUUCCCAAACGCUCCACUGUAGAGCUGGAGUUCAUCGACCUCUCUUACACCAUACACGAAGGACCGUGUUGGGGGAGGAGAGGUUUCAAAGCCUUACUGAAGUGCCUUUCUGGGAGGUUCUGCAGCCAGGAGCUAAUAGGAAUUAUGGGUCCCUCAGGGGCUGGGAAGUCCACCUUGAUGAACAUUCUAGCUGGUUACAGGGAAACAGGGAUGAAGGGUCAGAUCCUGGUUAAUGGGAAACCCAGGGACUUGAGGACAUUCAGGAAAAUGUCAUGCUACAUUAUGCAGGAAGACAUGCUGCUGCCGCACCUCACUGCAAAAGAGGCCAUGAUGGUGUCAGCUCACUUGAAACUGGAUGACACGAUGGAAGUGAAGAAAGAACUGGUAAAUGAGAUUCUGACUGCCUUGGGACUCCUUGAGUGUGCUCACACUCGUACCAGCUCACUUUCAGGUGGACAGUGUAAACGACUGGCCAUUGCCCUCGAGCUGGUCAACAAUCCACCAGUUAUGUUCUUUGAUGAGCCAACCAGUGGUUUAGAUAGUGUGUCAUGCUACCAAGUGGUGUCCCUAAUGCGCUCUCUGGCUCAGGGAGGACGGACAAUCAUCUGCACCAUCCACCAACCAAGUGCCAAACUAUUUGAGAUGUUUGACAAGCUUUACAUCCUGAGUCAGGGUCAGUGUAUCUACAAAGGCUCAGUCCCUUACCUCAUCCCAUACCUUAAGACUGUAGGCCUUUACUGUCCGACCUACCACAACCCUGCAGACUACAUCAUUGAAGUGGCAUCAGGAGAAUGUGGAGAUUUGAACCCUGUGUUGUUUGAGGCAGUCCGAGAUGGAAUCUGUGCAUUAGAAGAGAAGAAAAUGCAGUAUGAGAACAAUGGCUCAUUGGUCUGUGCAACAGUGUGCCCUGUGGAGGAGGAUACCAGACAUACAGAGAGCCGAACUUUUGCCACAAGCACACUAACACAGUUCUGCAUCCUCUUCAAGAGAACCUUCAUAACUAUAUGUCGAGACCAGGUUUUGACUCAUCUCAGGCUGGCAUCCCAUAUCAUCAUAGGUGUGUUAAUAGGCUUGCUCUAUCUAAAUAUUGGCAAUGAUGCCAAUAAAGUCUUUAACAACACCGGAUUCCUCUUCUUUUCUAUGCUCUUCAUCAUGUUUGGAGCACUGAUGCCUACUGUGUUAACUUUUCCUCUGGAGAUGUCAGUGUUCUUUAGGGAGCAUCUUAACUACUGGUACAGCCUGAAAGCCUACUACCUGGCCAAGACCAUGGCUGAUAUUCCAUUCCAAGUGAUCUGCCCCAUCAUGUACUGCAGUAUAGUGUACUGGAUGACAGAGCAGCCUCCUGAGGCUAGUCGCUACAUCCUUUUCAUAGCCCUGUCCACCUGUACUGCCCUGGUAGCUCAGUCCCUCGGCCUGCUUGUUGGAGCUGCCUCUACCUCACUACAGGUAGCCACAUUUGUUGGACCUGUCACAGCUAUCCCAGUACUGCUUUUCUCUGGAUACUUUGUAAACUUUGACACCAUCCCGAAAUACCUGCAGUGGAGCUCCUAUGUGUCAUAUGUCAGGUAUGGCUUUGAAGGAGUAAUCCUGUCCAUCUACGGGAUGAAUCGUUCAGAGCUGGAGUGUCCAGGGAAGGUUUGUAAAUUCCAACAACCUGAAGAGGUUCUGCAGUUAUUGGAUGUGGAAGACGCCAAGCUCUACAUAGAUUUCAUUGUCCUGGGCAUCUUCUUCAUCAUCCUACGCCUAGCUACCUACCUUGUCCUUCGCUACAAGAUUACAUCUGAAAGAUAGGCGAUCUGAGUACACCUUCCAAAAACUCCAGGACGUACCCAGUAUCAGCAGUGUCAUUCUAUAACUGUAACAGUGUUUUUGUUUUUAUUUUAAUAAUUGCUGCUAAGAAGAGAAAACAUUAAUUCUGUAAAGGGCGAAAGGUGCAGAGCAGAACAUAUCUCA
Molecule: messenger RNA, 2257 nt
Organism: Thalassophryne amazonica
Lineage: Eukaryota; Metazoa; Chordata; Actinopteri; Batrachoidiformes; Batrachoididae
Product: ATP-binding cassette sub-family G member 4-like
Exons: 15
Coding region: 137-2095 (652 amino acids)
Cellular component (GO): plasma membrane
Molecular function (GO): ATP binding; ABC-type transporter activity; ATP hydrolysis activity
Source: RefSeq, a predicted model, not a curated record